This is a messenger RNA of Guillardia theta CCMP2712, 545 nucleotides long. RefSeq lists its product as hypothetical. The coding region runs from base 163 to 516 and encodes 117 amino acids. The transcript has a single exon. The record is from RefSeq and is a predicted model, not a curated record. NCBI's taxonomy places the organism in Eukaryota, Cryptophyceae, Pyrenomonadales, Geminigeraceae.
AGGAUGGGACUCGUUCCAGUCCGAGACAAGAGCAUGCACCGGCAUUGACACGCUCUGAUCCCACCUUCGCAAGAAGGCAGCGGACGAAGGGGCCAGACCUGUUGAGCCAGUCGUGGCAGGAGCUUGCCUCAGUGGCGGGGGAGGAAGAUGGGGAGGGGAAACAUGAGCGUUCUAGCUGUGGACGUCUUGAUUGAUCCAAGACUGCGGACGAAGGAUCUUGAGACAGUCUCCAAGAGCGCGAGCUGGGCCCGCAGGAGCAACGUGGGGACCCGAUACUUUUCUAAGUCGCUCUGCUUGACCCCGAAACGAUCCCGUGUUGGCAAGCAGAGCUCCAACAAGUCCCCAGCAGAUGUCACGGAGGCCGCAAAGUUCUUCGACACGAGCCGGGGUGAGAGCCGGGGUGGUAGUGCUCGUAUCUCAAUGAUGAGGGCAGGGAGUACGAGGGAGGCUAAAAGUCGGAGGUCGACUUCUCGGCUGGACGACGAGCCACGUCCCGGAUCAACGGUGACUGACUGAAGGAUAAAACCUCUUCUCUUACCUCUUUC